AUGCCUGGCAGUUAUUGGACCUCAACUCAACGACUGUGUUGGCAAUAUUCCAAAGCAGCCUUAGCAAGACAAAGACAAGAACUUUGGCUUCUUCAAUGCCAAUUGUUCCCGCAAGGUCUAAAUAUUGUCGUGAAUACAAGACAAAAUAAAGAACAAACAAGUAAUAAAGAUACUAAUGGCACGCCUCAACAACUCCAAUCUACUAUUAGUGUGAAAAAUAUCCCAAUAACACAUAGAGAUCUACAUUAUGAUAAGGAUUUUAAUUUACGUAUUUAUUGUUAUUUUUUAAUAAUGAAGCUAGGUAGAAGAUUAAACAUUAGACAAUAUGCUUUAGCCACAGCACAUGUUUAUCUUUCUCGUUUUCUCUUAAAAGCCUCUGUGAGGGAGGUGAACUUAUAUCUAUUGGUUACUACAUGUGUAUAUCUAGCAUGCAAAGUUGAAGAAUGUCCACAGUAUAUAAGAACUUUAGUCUCUGAAGCCAGAUCUCUUUGGCCUGAAUUUAUCCCACCAGAUCCAACCAAAGUGACCGAGUUUGAAUUUUAUCUAUUGGAAGAGCUACAAUGUUAUUUGAUUGUGCAUCAUCCAUAUGAAGCUAUGGAACAAAUUAUUGAAGUACUCAAAACAUCAGACUAUAAUUUGAUUUUAUCUAAUGAGGAUAUCCAAAAUUGUUGGUCUUUAAUUAAUGAUUCUUAUAUCAACGAUGUACACCUCAUUUAUCCACCACAUAUUAUAGCUAUGGCAUGCAUGUUUAUCACGAUAUCACUACAAAAUACCAGUGAUGACAACAAUAACAGUAAUAGCAAUAAUAGUUUUAUAAAAAACAGUACUAAUUUAGCUAAUAUUCUAUCGGCAGAUAACUUAACUCCUGCACAAGAGAAAUUUAAUAAGUUUAUGGCAGAGUCCCAAGUAGAUCUACUAGAAGUCUCAGAUACAAUUCAACAACAGAUUACACUAUAUGAUCAUUGGGACAAAUAUCAUGAACCGUGGAUCAAAUUUUUAUUGCAUACACUAUAUUUAAGACCAGUAAUAAAUCAACCACCAAAAAGUAAUAGUAGCAACAUCAGUAAUAAUAGUGAUCAUUAUAUUCCAAAUAGUUACAAUAAUCUUAAUUCCAGUUCAAUCUCCAAUAAUAAUAACAAUACUACUACUACUAAUAAUAAUAACAGUAACAGCAACAAUAACAAGAAAAAUGGACAAUUUACUAAAAACAAUCAAAGAGCUGAUGAUGGCAUCAGUACAUCUUAUACAAACAAUACUACAAACAAUCUACAUACUACUACUAAUAAGGGAUCUGCCAGUAGUACUAUCGAUAGUGUUAACAAUAAUAUAUUAUGA
Molecule: messenger RNA, 1335 nt
Organism: Arxiozyma heterogenica
Lineage: Eukaryota; Fungi; Ascomycota; Saccharomycetes; Saccharomycetales; Saccharomycetaceae
Gene: SSN8
Product: cyclin-dependent protein serine/threonine kinase regulator SSN8
Exons: 1
Coding region: 1-1335 (444 amino acids)
Biological process (GO): positive regulation of transcription by RNA polymerase II
Cellular component (GO): mediator complex; nucleus
Molecular function (GO): cyclin-dependent protein serine/threonine kinase regulator activity
Source: RefSeq, a predicted model, not a curated record